This is a messenger RNA of Paramecium octaurelia, 806 nucleotides long. Lineage: Eukaryota; Ciliophora; Oligohymenophorea; Peniculida; Parameciidae. The record is from the annotation of a GenBank genome assembly.
AUGAAUACUUUAACAAAAAUUGCUAAACAAUUUUGUAAAUAGAUUAAAGAAAAAAAGGACGAUUUCUUAAGCAGUGAUAGAUAUGUUUACGCAAGACAAAAACUCCAAAUAAUCAAUGAUCCAAAAUUUAUACAGAAAACAAUCAAAAUAGAAGAAUCUGCUAAAGCUAAAAAUUAUUAUUUAACAAGUAAACAAUUUCCUAUAUUGCUUUGUGCUGGAACAUUAUUCUUCUAUCACCUAUGGUAAGUAAUGCCUUACUCUAAAAUAUUUAAACACACCUCCAUUAGUGAGUACACUAAAGACCUCCUUUAUCCAAUUUUAUUGGCUCCCUCAUCACAUCAAACAACUUAAUCCUUUUUAACUUAUGUGCCAGCUUUAAUAUGUGGGUUGUAUUUAAAUGGCUAUUAUAUGAAUUACAAAGGAAUGAUGGGAUUGUACUUAGCUAAUAGUUUAGUAUAAAUAUUUAAGUAUUUAGUUAAGUAGUGCUGUAACAUAUUACUACGAAAAAUACCGAAAUGAGUAGUUGGGAAUAUCAAUGAUAUCACCAAAGACUACAGGGGCUUGCACAGCGUUAGCAUAUAUAUUUUCAUUUGUUGUCCUCUCCCCUGAUUAUAUGAUAAGAGUAUUCAAAUUAUACUAAAUAGAAAAAACUUCCCUUUGCCAUCUUUCCACUGUUAUACUUAAUAUACGAAGUUGAAGAAUUCCUUAUGGACGAUCAAUAAAAUUGCAGACCAGCUCACAUCUCAUCUAUAAUUUUAGGAGCUGCAUAUGGGCUUAUUUUCAAGAAAUAUUACAAAUUUUUAUGA